This is a messenger RNA of Plasmodium gonderi, 1209 nucleotides long. Its product is annotated as uroporphyrinogen III decarboxylase. Lineage: Eukaryota; Apicomplexa; Aconoidasida; Haemosporida; Plasmodiidae. Gene Ontology annotation, biological process: heme biosynthetic process. The transcript has 2 exons. Gene Ontology annotation, molecular function: uroporphyrinogen decarboxylase activity. Gene Ontology annotation, cellular component: cytosol. The record is from RefSeq and is a predicted model, not a curated record. Bases 1 to 1209 code for a protein of 402 amino acids.
AUGAAAAAAGAGUCCUUAUUCUCAUUUAUUCCUUUCCUUUCGCGUGUUUUUUUUCUUUUUAUUCAAAACUUAAUGAGAAAUCACAAUGAAAAUGUGGAGGUCUACAUCAGACCUGAGAACAACAAAUAUGAAGCGUUCGAAAGACCGAAGAACGAUUUGCUGCUGAAGGUUAUAGAAAACAAGGAUGGGGAGAAGGCAGGAGUAGACAAAAUUCCCUUUUGGUUGAUGAGACAAGCUGGUAGGUACCUGCCAGAGUAUAGACAAAUGAGAAAAAAAUAUGAAUUUUUUGAAAUAUGUCAAAACCCAGAGCUAUCUUCAGAAGUGACUAUUAUGCCACUAAAACGGUUUGGAUGUGAUAUGGUUGUAAUUUUUUCAGAUAUAUUAAUAAUUUUUGUUGCAAUGGGUAUACAAGUAAAGUUUAUUGAGAAGGUUGGUCCAACAUUUGACAAGAACAUAACUACAUUUGAAGAUUUCAAUAAAUUAAAUUUAUCAAUUGAAGAGAUUAUAAAUAAUUUACACUAUGUGUACGAUUCAAUAAAUUUAACAAAAAAAAAAAUUAACAACUCAGUUCCAUUAUUAGGUUUUGUAGGAUCUCCUUUUACACUGUUUACCUACGUCACCAAAAAUAAUAAGAAAACGUAUGAAGAUAGCCUAAAAAUUAUGUAUGAAAAUCCAAAGGAUGCACAUAAAAUUAUUAACAAGUUAAGUGAUAUAUGUAUAAGUCACUUGAUUAAUCAAAUUGACAGUGGUGCAAAUGUUAUUCAGAUUUUUGACAGCAAUGCAGAUAUAGUAGACGUCCAUACCUUUUCAGAAUUUAGUUUACAAUAUUUAAAAAAAGUUACCAAUACGAUUAAAAAAUACAAACCUCAAACUUAUAUUAUUUUAUUUCUCAAGGAUAAUUUUCAUCCAGACGUCAAAUAUCUAAAUGUAGAUGUCUUUUCUAUUACACAUAAACAGCUAGCCAACUAUUCAUCCCAAUUUUAUGACAACUUAUUUGAUAAUAAAAUUAUUUUACAAGGAGCCUUAGACCCACAUAUACUCCUUUUAAAUAAUGAAAGGUUAGUUUCAAAAUACACAUCUCGAAUGAUCAAUCAGAUUUCACAGAAAAAUAAAUUCAUUGCCAACUUAGGACACGGCAUCUUGCCCAACUCUAGAAUUGAAAAUGUCCAUGCUUUUAUUGACGCCGUUAGGAAAUACAAAUUGGAUUAA